AUGCCUUCAUCAACGGGGGUAGUCUUCACAGCCUCGCUGCUGGCUACACUAGCCGCAUCGUCACCCCUUGCCGAGCAACAGCCGGCCGGCCGCCUGGUCCCCCGCGCCAUGGCACGACCAAAGUUCAGCAACGUCCCCUACGGCCAGCAGCUGAAGUCUUGCGUACAGCCCAACAUGAUCGCUCUGACGUUUGACGACGGGCCUAGCAUUUACACGGCCCACGUGCUUGACCUGCUUGAGAAGGCCGGCAACCUCAAGGCGACCUUCUUCCUCAAUGGCAAAAACGGCGCGAACGGCAUGGAAAACUCGGCCGUGUCGUCGGUCUUGAAGCGCAUGCUGGACGCCGGCCAUCAGGUGGCAAGUCACUCAUACAGCCACAAGAACUUUGACGAGAUCUCGGCGGACGACCAGGCACAGGAGCUUCUGCUCAACGAGGAUUCUUUUGUCAAUCUCAUUGGCAUGGUCCCGACCUACUUCCGCCCUCCGUUUACUGCCUGUGGAGCCACAUGCCUUGCGACUGCUGGCAAAUUGGCCUACCAUGUUACCGAUUACGACCUCGACACCAAGGAUUAUGAGGGCAACCUCCAGGCGUCCAAGAACAGGUUCCAGGACGGCAUGUCGCAGGCGCCCAAGUCCUGGGUGGUGCUUGCGCACGACAUCCACGAGCUGACGGCCAACACCAUCACGCCCUUCAUGAUCGACACGGCCAAGUCCAAGGGCUACAAGUUCGUCACCAUCGGUGAGUGCCUGGGCGACCCCAAGGAGAAUUGGUACCGCGACCCCACCACCGGUCGCGCCGUCGCCGCCCUCGGCAGCAACAACGUCAAGCCGCCCGCGCCCACCAGCAGCUUGACCGCCUCGACGACAUUCGCCAUGACCACAGCUGGCAGUCCGUCGUCCGAGAGGCCGACGUCGACCCCAAGUGCCGUCAGGGCGGGCAACAGCAACAACAGCGCUUCUUCAGACGUCUCGAGAACGGGCACUGCGAGCAGCCCGUCGUCGACAACCGCCGCUUCUUCCCAAGAAGGCGCGGCUGGUCGGGUCGGCUUCGGCACCCUUUUCGCUUCUGUAAUGAGCGGAGCUGUGGCAUUUGCUCUCUUGAUGUGA
Molecule: messenger RNA, 1107 nt
Organism: Pyricularia pennisetigena
Lineage: Eukaryota; Fungi; Ascomycota; Sordariomycetes; Magnaporthales; Pyriculariaceae
Exons: 2
Coding region: 1-1107 (368 amino acids)
Biological process (GO): carbohydrate metabolic process
Molecular function (GO): hydrolase activity, acting on carbon-nitrogen (but not peptide) bonds
Source: RefSeq, a predicted model, not a curated record